GGGCGCAGGAUGAGAUAAAAGCCCCCUGAGCGGCUCCUCCUCAGCCCACAUCCUUGUAGCAGAGACCCUCGCCUCAGGUUCUGCUGGUCUCCUUCAGGUGCCUGUAGUGAUCACGACUUCCUGUGUGUCCAGAGGAAUCUAGUGGUCUCCAUGGGGCUGCUGAGCGGGGAUGCACUGUGGCCUGUGGCCGUGGCCCUGGCCAUCUUUCUGCUCCUGGUGGACCUGAUGCACCGGCGCCAACGCUGGGCUGUUCGCUACCCGCCAGGCCCCAUGCCAGUGCCCGGGCUGGGAAACUUGCUGCAGUUGGACUUCCAGGACCUGCCGUACUCCAUCUAUAAGUUGCGGAACCGCUUCGGGGACGUGUUCAGCCUGCAGCUGGCCUGGAACCCAGUGGUCGUUAUAAAUGGGCCAGCAGCUGUGCGGGAGGCCCUGGUGAAGCACAGCGAGGACACCGCAGACCGGCCUCCGAUGCCCAUCUACGAACACUUAGGCUUUAGACCACACACCCAAGGGAUCGCCCUGGCCCACUACGGACCCGCCUGGCGUGAGCAGCGCCGCUUCUCCGUAUCCACUCUGCGCAACUUCGGGCUGGGUAAGAAGUCGCUGGAGCAGUGGGUGACCGAGGAGGCCGCCUGCCUCUGUGCCAGCUUUGCCAAACAGGACGGACGCCCUUUUAGCCCCAGCAUCCUCCUGAACAAAGCUGUGUGCAAUGUGAUCUCCUCCCUCGUCUAUGGGCGCCGCUUUGAGUAUGAUGACCCGUUCUUGAUCAGGACAGUGGACCUGCUGGAGAUGCUUCUGAAAGAGGAAUCCAGCUUAAUGACUCAGGUACUGAACAUGUUCCCCUGGCUGCUGCACAUCCCAGGGUUAGUUGAAAAGGUUUGCUCUGGGCACAUUGCAUUGAACGCCCUCCUGGAUACACUGGUAACCGAGCACAAGACAACCUGGGACCCGGCACAGCCCCCCCGAGACCUGACCGAUUCCUUCCUGGCUCAGAUAGAGAAGGCCAAGGGGAACCCUGCGAGCAGCUUCAAUGAAGCAAACCUGUGCUCUGUGACAUCUGACCUGUUUGCUGCGGGGACAGUGACCACGUCCCGCACACUGUCCUGGGCCCUGCUCCUCAUGAUCCUACACCCGGAUGUGCAGCGCCGUGUCCACCAGGAGAUCGAUGAAGUGAUAGGGCAGGGGCGGCGCCCAGAGAUGGGGGACCAGGCCCGCAUGUCCUUCACCAACGCCGUGAUUCACGAGGUGCAGCGCUUUCGGCACAUCGGCCCAUUGGGUACACCCCACAUGACGAUCCGAGACACUGAGGUUCAGGGCUUCCUCAUCCCCAAGGGUACCACACUCAUCACCAACCUGGCUUCUGUGCUGAAUGAUGAGACCACCUGGGAGAAGCCCUACCACUUCUAUCCUGGACACUUCCUGGACGCCCAGGGCAACUUCAUCAAGCAUGAAGCCUUCAUGCCAUUCUCAGCAGGCCAUCGUGCAUGCCUCGGGGAGCCCUUGGCCCGCAUGGAGCUCUUCCUCUUCUUCACCAGCCUGCUGCAGCACUUCAGCUUCUCAGUGCCCGAGGGACAGGCGCAGCCCAGCGACUGUGGGGUCUUUGGAAUUCUCUUGAUCCCGUGCCCCUACCAACUCUCUGCUGUGUCCCGCUAAAGGGACAUCCCACACAACCAGGCAGGACCUGGCAGCACUGGGGAAUCCAGGCUCGGAUGGCCUGGGUGCUGCUUGGCCUCAUUGGAUGGUGGUCAUGCUCUAGAAGAAGGGCCCCAGACCUACCUUGAGGAUGAGGAAGCCUUGUACUGGAGUGUCACAGGAAGUCGUCGGGUGUACACUGAUAAGGGGCAUCCAUCACCAGCAUCCACCUGAAAUCUCUUCACCUGCACCAAGCACCCAACCCAGCCCCAGCUGGGGACCUGCAUGCACAAUAAACCAGGCUUGUGGCCAUUGCUUGAUAA
Messenger RNA from Fukomys damarensis (Damara mole-rat), 1955 nucleotides. RefSeq names its product cytochrome P450 2D6-like. The record is from RefSeq and is a predicted model, not a curated record. Gene Ontology annotation, cellular component: intracellular membrane-bounded organelle; cytoplasm. The transcript is spliced from 10 exons. The coding region runs from base 151 to 1653 and encodes 500 amino acids. NCBI's taxonomy places the organism in Eukaryota, Metazoa, Chordata, Mammalia, Rodentia, Bathyergidae. Gene Ontology annotation, biological process: arachidonate metabolic process; xenobiotic metabolic process. Gene Ontology annotation, molecular function: oxidoreductase activity, acting on paired donors, with incorporation or reduction of molecular oxygen, reduced flavin or flavoprotein as one donor, and incorporation of one atom of oxygen; heme binding; iron ion binding.